AUGAACGGUCAUCGAAAGUUAACUCUUAAUGAAUACCAAACAAAAUUAAAGCAAAUCUAAGAGAACAGAAGUCCCAAAACAAAUAAAUUUCACACUCCCUAACAAAAAAUGAAUUUGCCUUCUCCAAAGAUAUAAAUUGCUUGCAAAUAGCAAUAACACAAACUAUUUUCAGAUAGAUCCACUUCUACAUAUCAAAAUUUAAAUCUUCCUUUCACUUCUAAGAUGACAAAGUUGUCUAAACUAUAAUCCUUGGAUGAAUAGUCUAAACAACAUGAAACUUUGAAUUAAAAUCUAACAAAUGAAUAGAAAAGUCCAAAAUAAGAAGGUAUAGAUAAAUUAAGGAUAUAAUUGAACGAAUAAUUUUUAAAGGAAAGCUCUUAUAAUAGAGCAGGUGCUUGUCUCUAAUUUCUUGAACCUACUCUGGUUCAUAAUUUAUGUAAUAAUAUCAAAAUAAAUUUAGUAAACCUAUCACCUAAAGUUAAGAUAAAUUCGGAGCUUCGUGCAUCGAUUUCUUCAAAAGAUUUAAAUGGUAACACAGCUCUUCAUUUUGCUGCUAGAAAUGGUAAUACACAUUUAGUUCAGGCACUAAUGUAUAAAGAUAUACAAAUAGAUGAAUAGAAUGAAGAUAAAAUGACACCAUUAAUAUUGAGUGCUUAUUAGUACUAUAUAUAUAUUUAUAUAACAUAGUGGAAAGUUAGAAACCUUAUAAAUAUUAGUUAAUGUUGGAGCUAACAUCAAUCAUCAAGAUAUUUAUGGUAACUCAGCUUUACAUUAUGCUUGUAAGUUUAAUUUUAAAUAAAUUGUGGAAUUUUUAUUCUAAAAAUAACAUCUUCUCUUAUAAUAAAAUUUAGAAUAGAAAUAUCCAGAUUACUAUAUUGAGGACUAAGAUAUUGCAUAGAUUUAUAAAGAAUAUUUAGAAUAAACAAAAAGUAAUAAUAUUAAUUUACAUUUUAGAAAAACAAACAAAAGAAGUUAUAAUUCAAACAACAUAAACAGAAACAAUAUUAAAAAUGUUUUAAAGAAAAAAUAUUAAAUAAUUAAAAAAUAUUAUUUAAACAAGUAAAUCAUAAAAUAAUCUUGAUAAAAUAUAGGUGUCAUCUCCUAAAAUAACAUAAUUAUAAAAUAAAUUACAAUAACUUGAAUAAUUUAAAACUUAAAUGUAAGGAUUAAAAAGACAAACAACCUUAUCAACCAAUUAUUCUGAAUCUUAAAAAAAUAUUAGAGAAGAGGAGGAAAUAACUUUGUCUUAAUUUUAAAUUUUAGGUUUAAUUGGUAAAGGUAGUUUUGGUCAAGUCUAUCUUGUUAAAAGAUAAAAUUAAUUAUAUGCAAUGAAAGUUUUAGAUAAAUCUAUGAUAUUAAGUAAUUAUAAUAAACAUAAUAUAGAACAUAAUUUAUUUCGUUAUGCUUAGACUGAAAGAAAUGUAUUAUCAGUAACUUCACAUCCUUUCAUUGUAAAGCUAAGAUAUGCCUUUUAAACUUAGGAUAAAUUGAUUAUGAUUUUAGACUUUUGUCCUGGAGGAGAUAUGGGACAACUUUUGGAAGAGAAAAAGAGACUUCCAGAAGAUUUAGUCAAAAAUUAUAUUUGUGAAAUAAUCCUUGCUUUAGAAGAUUUACAUUAAAGAGAUAUUAUAUAUAGAGAUCUUAAACCAGAAAACAUAGUUAUUGAUUCAGAUGGACAUGCUAUGCUUACUGAUUUUGGACUUUCAAAAGAGGGAAUAUUUGAUGCAAGCUAAGGAGCUAGAUCAUUUUGUGGUUCUGUUGCUUAUUUGGCACCUGAAAUGCUUAAAAGAUAAGGACAUGGAAAAGCAGUUGAUUGGUAUUUACUUGGAGUUGUAAUGUAUGAACUUUUAGUUGGAGUGCCUCCUUAUUAUGAUAAUGAAAAAGAAUAACUUUUUCAUAAUAUUGAAUAUGCUGUUCUCAAAAUUCCUUCAUAUAUUUCACCUGAAUGUAGAAAUCUUAUAAAAUCUGUAAUUAUUAAUUUCAUUAUAUAGCUUCUACAAAGAAAUCCAAUAAAAAGAUUGGGAUCAGGAGUAGGUGAUUCGAAAGAAAUCAAGUAACAUCCUUAUUUUUUAGAUGUUGAUUGGGAAAAGAUCAAAAAUAAAGAAUUGGAUUUACCUAAACCAACAAGAAAGAUUCGAAUUAAUACAUAAAAUGUUUAGAAUCUUUUUUAAUAAGAACAUUUAGAACCAUCAUCUCAUAUUCAUGGUUGGUCUUAUGUUCAUACAGAAUUUUGA
Molecule: messenger RNA, 2234 nt
Organism: Paramecium pentaurelia
Lineage: Eukaryota; Ciliophora; Oligohymenophorea; Peniculida; Parameciidae
Source: the annotation of a GenBank genome assembly